CCCUGCCCCGGGCCCGGGAAAGCUGCCGCCAGCCCCCGGUGUGUGCUGGGGGGGAGCCCUGGCACAGGCCCUGGCAGGCAGGGCGGAGGGGGAAACCCAGGAAUGAGGUGAGCAGAGGGAAUAAAAAUUCCCCCCAGAUAGAUUGAGCCAGCUGCAGUGGUUGCAAAAAUGGGGGUGGGGAUGGGGCUUUUCCUUCCCCCUUUCCUAGGAUUUUAGCUCCCAUUUCCCAGUUCAUCGCAGUGCCCGGACAGGGCCCCUCUCCCCUCCUGUAUAAGAUGUUACUGAGGUGCUAGAGGGGACUUGAUCCAGUGAACUAUUGACAGACACCCCCCUCCCCUCCCCCAGAUCUCACUGUCACACCUGCUUUGAGCCUUUAAAAGAAGCCGGGUCUCAGUUCCUGUGUCUGUGUAAAGCCGCCCACCGCUUCAUCCGUGUGUCCUAGCCCCUGUCCCUGUCCCCCUGAGUUUCACUCCCCUUGGAAUCCAGUCUGGGCAGUUUCACUCCUUUACAUUCGUUCUUUAAAAAAAUAUUCUUCUUACUCUGAGCGCUUCAUCCUAAACUUCAUUAGCGUUGUGCGGAGGGACGUCACGGUGCCCUGGUAUUCCUAUUUUUAAUGGCAAAUCAUCACAGGAAAUAUUAAUAGUUUCUCCUUGGCAUUGGUCAGGCUGGGGAACACCAUGGUGACCUCACCUUGUUUACCUUUUGGUGAGUGGUGAGAUUAAGGUACUUUGCCUCUGCUCUGUUUUUGCGGCGGGCUAGCUAAUGCAGGUGAGUUACCCCAUGGGAAAAACACCCACUUUCUUAUAGACACAGACUAAGCUGCUGACUCCGAUGUUAAAUGACCCGUUAUUGUUCAUGGGCUGAAAACUCUGAUACUGAGUGUGUGUCUCCUGCUUCUGCUCCUGUGCCAGGCGCUGCCUCUGAAUGUCUGCACCCAGUUAUGCGGGCGUCAUGGAACAGAAAUCAAAACAUUUAAAACUAAAGGAAUUAGAAGAGACCCCCCUCCACACACAGCCCCUCUCACCUAUUUCUCUCUUUCCCUUCCCUUUACUUCUUCAGGGCUUGUCCGGUGAUCUGAUGUUAAAGGUGUGAAGUUAAUCCACAUGAAUUCCAGAGCUUUAAACCCCUGUGUGGACGCUCUCGUUCAGAAGUCAGGUGGCCUUAAUUUAGACAGUGGCAGUCAGGACAGGAGACCUUCCCCCAAACACUAUAAAUCUUCAGGUCUUUGAUCACUUCUUGAACAUUUUUAAGUUUUGGAUAGUCCAGGUGUAACCCACAUGCGAUGUUUCAAGCCUAAAGAGAAGGAGCGAAACAGUGGGGCGCUCAUCUCAUCUUCCCUGACUGUUGCCUUGAGUAGAAACGCCAUUAGGAUAUUUCACAGCUUUGGUCCGACAGAAUGUCAGUAGCUGGGUUGAGGUGGAAAUGUGUAAGGUGAUCUCGCUCCUCUGCUGCCUCCUGCAAAGGACAGGACAUGCUUCGUGAGCAGGAGGGCGAAGGCAGGAUAGUGUCAUGGCAGAUCCUGCUGUGAGCAUGGAGACUGUUGGCCUGGCUGCUCGGUGAUCCCCUUUGUAAGGAACAUAGCCCAAAUGGCGGCACUCUUGUCCCAUGGGAGAGAACUAUAAAGACUCCUUUGGUCUCUUGUCCUGGUGAGAGUGUGCCCUGAGGGGUAGACACUGCACCAGAGUCCUGCCUGGCUUCAUUCAGAGCCGUUCCAGAGCAUGGAGAUGGUGACUGUCCUAAACACCUGUCUCCUGUCCAUGCUCUGAUGGCCUCAGCUCUCAGGUGAAUAAAGAGGGAGCGGCCGGGCCAGGUGGCAUGUACCUGGUGAAAACAUCCGAUGCAGCUUUGGAAACAAAUACAGAGCAUGUCUGGUAACCGCCCCUCCCUACUUCUGGAUGCUUUGGAGCAAGAUCAGCCCUGUGCUGAGACACAGCAUGACAAUGUGUGAAGUGAGCUUAGUAUAUUUUUGUUACACCUGCCAGACUCUGCCUCACACCUUUGUGAGCAUCACACUCACAGACACCGACAUGACCAUCCCCAUGUACGACAGGGGUAACAGACAAUGCUUUCUCUCCAAGUGACAUUUCCCUGGCAGAGCCUAGUUACAAGGCAAAUAUCCACAGGCAACCCCCUCCCUUCCCGCACACACACUGCUCCCAGUUUACAUUGGAUUUUUUUUUAAAAGAGACAAACUCAUGAUCUUUGGGGCUCUGAUUCUUGAGUGUUCAGGGCUCCCCUAGGUCUUGGUCUGAUUUCCAGACAGGUUUUAGAUUUCACCCACACCGGAGUCAGACCGGAGUCACUGCUCGCUCUGGCAGGGGGGAGUGCGGGCCAAUGGGAUCAGCCUCCGCCUGCCUGUCCCUGGGGGCUGCUGGGGGAGUCGAGGGCAGCUCAUUCUUCAGGUGUUGCCACCAGAGGGCUCCGGCUAUGGCUAAGGGGGAGAGGGGUUUACACUGCAAUGGGGGGAAAUCUGCCAAAGUGGCCCCUUUGAUUCUGCUCUUUUUCUAGCAGUUGGCUCAGGGAUGCUGUUACUGGGAGGGUCUAAAGAGCCUGGGGGAAAUCAGGGGGUGACAUGGACUCCAGCCCCUUCUGUAAGCUCCCGCAUCACCCCGACAGGCUGAGGAAUCACGUCCACAUAGCCAGCUCAGGUAGGGGAUUUCAGGGAGUUGUUGGGUGGGGGGAGGGAGAGGCAGGGAGGAGACAGGGUGUGAUAAACCUGCUGAUUUUCUGAGUAGGCCCAUUGGUGGCAAGGGAGGGGAGAGGGGACAUUCCCCCAUUUCUCAAACAGGAUAUAACCCCCUGGGCAGGGCUGGGAACAUUUUCCAGACUCCCAGUGUUGGAGCCUGAACCCACUGGCCAGAGCCUGCUGUGAAAUACGAAGGGAAGCUGUCGGGAUUCCUGUCCCUGCCUCCGGCUCAGAUCUCCGCUUCCCAUAUCAGCCUGUGGCUGGCAGGCGUGUGGGAAAUGAGAAGACGCUGCCCUGCUCCGUGUGCUGGGGCGGACAAGGAGCUCUCACCUUCUCCCAACCCCCUGAAGCCUCCUGGCUGCUCUGAACAAUAGGAGUCAGUUUCUGCUACUCUGGCCCUCCCAGAGCUUUGAGUUUUCCCCCAUUUCCUGUGGCUAGCGAGACUGUGGCUGGGGCAGCAGAUGCUGAGUGGGGGACUCUUGUUGUUCCAGAUGCCGGUGACCUUCGAGGAGGUGGCUGUGUAUUUCACCCGGGGGCAGGGGGCUCUGCUGGACCCCGCUCAGAGAGCCCUCUACAGGGACGUCAUGCAGGAGAACUAUGAGACGGUGACCUCGCUGGGAUUUCCCAUUCCCAAACCUGAGCUGAUCGCCCGCCUGGAACGAGGGGAAGAGCCGUGGGUCCCAGAUCUCCAGGCCUGCGAGGAAAGAGAGAGCCUGAGAGGGGCCUGCACAGCAGGUGCUGAGCGAGUGAGUGAGAGCGUGGAGGGGAAUCACCAUCAGGAAGUUCUUGGGGAAGUGGAAUCCCAGGGGACCUUUGUGGGAAGAGCUGAAGGGAAUUUUUCCCAGUGCUGGGAACAGAGAGAAGCCUGGGAAAAUUGGCACAGGUCAGAGAUGCUUCAGGGAAACCACCCAAGGAAGAAAGUGGAUGAAUCUAUUAAAUGUGGGGGAGGGGACAAGGAUCCCACAACCCAGCAGACAAAUUCCAAAGAAGACAUACGCUAUGUAUGCCUCGGUUAUGGGGAAAGAUUCAUUCUGAGAUCACAUCAGACAAUCCAUACUGGAGAGAAACCACUUCAGUGCUUGGACUGUGGGGAAAGCUUCAAUAAUCGCUCAGCCCUGAAUAACCAUGGGAGAAGCCACAGAAGAGAGAAACCCUCUCAAUGCCUUGACUGCGGGAAAUGUUUCAUUUGGAAGUCAGAACUAAUUAGACAUCAGUUAAGCCACACAGGAGAGAGACCCCAUAAGUGCUUUGACUGUGGGAAAAGUUUCAAACAGAGGUCAGAUCUUUUUAAUCAUCAGGCAAUCCACACAGGAGAGAGACCCCAUAAGUGUGUGGAGUGUGGGAAAAGUUUCAGUCGGAGGUCAGUCCUUGUUAUUCAUCAGAGAACCCACACAGGGGAGAGACCACAUAAGUGCUUGAACUGUGGGAAAAGUUUCAUUCAGAGAUCAGACCUUCUUAAACAUCAGAGAAUCCACACAGGAGAGAGACCUCACAAGUGCUUGGACUGUGGGAAAAGUUUUAGUCGGCGGUCAGCUCUUUUUAAACAUCACGCAUUCCACACAGGAGAGAGACCCCAUAAGUGUUUAGUCUGUGGAAAAACUUUCAUAUGGAGGUCAGACCUUGUUAAACAUCAGAGAACCCACACAGGAGAGAGACCCCAUAAGUGUUUACACUGUGGGAAAAGUUUCACACGGAGGUCAGUCCUUGUUAAUCAUCAGAGAAUCCACACAGGGGAGAGACCCCAUAAGUGUUUAGACUGUGGGAAAAGUUUCACAUGGGGGUCAGACCUUCUUAAACAUCAGAGAAUCCACACAGGAGAGAGACCCCACAAGUGCUCAGACUGUGGAAAAGGUUUCAUAUGGAGGUCAAACCUUGUUAGACAUGAGUCAAUCCACACAGGAGAGAGACCCCACAAGUGCUUGGACUGUGAGGAAAUUUCACACAGAGAUCACACCGCAUUAAACAUGAGAGAAUCCACACAGGAUCUAAAAUUCUCUGUCACAGGGACAGAAGGUGUUAAGGAAAUUGCAUGUAAUUGACCUAGAUUCAGCCUUUAGAGACAUGUUUGAAAAGUGUGUCCUCGUUAGGUAAACUAGAGCUUCGAAAGGUAAACGUGUAUUGUUAAAGACAUGGAAGAAGAUGGUAACUGAAGUAGUCUUUGUUUAGCUAUAUCUUGUUAGUGGUUAACAAUGGAAAUAAACGGUUCCUGUCUAGGGCUGUAUUCAGAGAUCAAAAGGGAAUAUUAACAUUUAGAUAAAACUUGCUUGUAAUAAUGUCAUUGUUUGUCUCCUGAAAGUUUGUCGUAAACUGUCUAUGAACUGCUUUAUGGAGAAUCACCUUAUGAUAAUCCAUGUAAUUAAUUACCAGUGAUCUUUAGGAAAUAGAAGGUUACUUCAAAAGCCUAUUGUUCAGCCAAGGACUGUGUGCUGUCAUGACGCUGCAAAAAUGAUCCUUUCUUUUCUGAUCUGCCUAACCUUUAUACCGAGGGGAGUGUGAGUCAGAAGACGGAGAUCUCCAGUCCUAUCUGGACUGCCCUGACAUUGAAAUUGGACUAGAACUUGAUGAAAUGAUUCUGUAAAGGACGCUUUGCAAUUCUAAAGCAUCAGCUGUACAAUGAAACUGAGCUAAGGACUCUAUGCAUGUCUCUGUGUAUAAUGAUCUUUUCACCAGCACACUCUCUCUUUUCUUCUUUUAAUAAAUCUUAGUUGAGUUAAUAA
Chelonia mydas (Green sea turtle) is the source of this 5403-nucleotide messenger RNA. Its product is annotated as zinc finger protein 239. Gene Ontology annotation, biological process: negative regulation of transcription by RNA polymerase II. Gene Ontology annotation, molecular function: DNA-binding transcription repressor activity, RNA polymerase II-specific; RNA polymerase II cis-regulatory region sequence-specific DNA binding. The transcript is spliced from 3 exons. The record is from RefSeq and is a predicted model, not a curated record. Bases 3148 to 4725 code for a protein of 525 amino acids. Lineage: Eukaryota; Metazoa; Chordata; Testudines; Cheloniidae.